Beta vulgaris subsp. vulgaris (sugar beet) is the source of this 903-nucleotide messenger RNA. RefSeq lists its product as uncharacterized. Bases 1 to 903 code for a protein of 300 amino acids. The transcript has 3 exons. The record is from RefSeq and is a predicted model, not a curated record. NCBI's taxonomy places the organism in Eukaryota, Viridiplantae, Streptophyta, Magnoliopsida, Caryophyllales, Amaranthaceae.
AUGGAGAGUCAGAUGACCCAACUAGCCCAACAAAUAAGCCACCUCUCUAAACCUUCAGGCCAACUUCCUGGGCAAACUGAACCAAAUCCUAAGGGGCAUAUCAAUGCCAUUUCAUUGAGGAGCGGUAAAGAAUUGCAAGAGCCUACAAGGAGGGUAACUGAGCAAAACAACACUGCAAAAGAGGUUAUAGAGUUGAGUGAAGAAGUUCAAGAGAAGACGGGUUUGGAAGAUGAAGCUAAUAAGUCUGAGAAGGAGGAACCCACUGUCAUUCCUAUUAAACCAUACAAGCCACCUGUUCCGUUCCCUCAAAGAUUGGCACAGGCAAAACUUGAAAAGAAAUAUGGGAAGUUCCUUGACAUCCUGAAGAAGCUACACAUCAACAUACCUUCUUGGAUGCCAUAUCUGAGAUGCCUUCUUACGCUAAAAACGCUUCCAGAAAAGCUAGGAGAUCCGGGCAGCUAUUCUAUUCCGGUCAAGCUUGGAGAUAUUGCUAUCAAGAAUGCUCUGUGUGAUCUUGGGGCUAGUGUUAGUCUCAUGCCGUUAUCUAUCUGCAAGCAACUCAACAUGGGCGAACUAAAACCCACACGCAUCUCUCUACAACUAGCUGACAGGACAGUGAAGUUUCCACUUGGUAUACUUGAAGAUGUUCCUCUUCGAGUGGGAAGAUGCACAAGUUCCCAUAAUUCUUGGAAGACCUUUUUGGCCACUGCUGGAGCCAUUAUUGACAUGAAGAAGGGUAAAAUCACUUUUGAAGUAGGUGAUGAAAAGAUGGAGUACACACUCACAAACUCCAUGACUUCUCCUUCUAUGGGAGAAACUGUUUAUAGAGUGGAUGCUCUUGAUGAGGUGAUAGAAGCGAGGCUUUCAAUCUGCAACUGGAUGAUUCGCUACAAACGGUCUUGA